Molecule: messenger RNA, 17907 nt
Organism: Rhea pennata
Lineage: Eukaryota; Metazoa; Chordata; Aves; Rheiformes; Rheidae
Gene: STARD9
Product: StAR related lipid transfer domain containing 9
Exons: 33
Coding region: 1-15135 (5044 amino acids)
Biological process (GO): microtubule-based movement
Molecular function (GO): ATP binding; microtubule motor activity; microtubule binding
Source: RefSeq, a predicted model, not a curated record
AUGGCCAACGUGAAGGUGGCCGUGCGGGUCCGGCCGCUGAGCAAAAGAGAGAGUGCGGAAGGAGGAAGAGUGAUUGUAGAAGUAGAAGACAAAGUGGCGAAAGUCAGGAAUAUAAAGGUGGACAGCAGGCUUGACAGCACUUGGGACUCGAGAGAAAAGAUUGUGGCGUUCAGCUUUGAUUACUGCUACUGGUCAAUUGAUCCCGAAGAUCCAAAGUACGCAUCUCAGGAAAUGGUGUUCCAGGACCUCGGCACUUCUGUGUUGAUGGGUGCAUUCAGAGGAUACAACAUCUGUCUCUUUGCGUAUGGACAGACAGGUUCAGGAAAAACUUACACCAUGAUGGGAACACCUGCUUCGAUUGGGUUGACACCUCGUAUAUGUGAGGGUCUCUUUUCAAGGAAGGAUGAUUACUUGGACCAGACAGCAUCUUGCAGAGUAAAGGUCAGUUUUCUUGAAAUCUAUAACGAGCGUGUCCGAGAUCUGUUAAAACAAUCAGACCAAAAGAAACCUUACACCCUUCGAGUCCGAGAACACCCUGAAACAGGACCGUAUGUACAAGGAUUGUCUCAACAUUUAGUUACAGACUACAAGCAAGUUGUAGAACUUCUGGAGAAGGGAAUUGCUAAAAGGAUCACGGCAGCCACGCACGUUCACAGCGCCAGCAGCAGGUCCCACGCUAUCUUCACCAUCCACUACACCCAGGCUAUAUUGGAAAACAAUCUCCCUUCUGAAAUUGCAAGCAAGAUCAACUUAGUGGACCUUGCAGGCAGUGAAAGAGCUGAUCCCAGUUACUGCAAAGAUCGAAUUACAGAAGGUGCCAAUAUUAACAAGUCAUUGGUUACACUUGGGAUUGUCAUCUCCACGUUGGCACAAAAUUCACAGAUGUUCAGCAGCUGCCAGAGCAUAAACACCCUAACGAGCGAAGGGGAGAGCAGUCACGCAGGCAGCCCCUCCACAGGCAAUGUUGGUGGGACCAGGCGACAGGCUUACAUCCCGUACCGUGACUCCAUCCUCACCUGGCUGCUGAAGGACAGUCUGGGGGGCAACUCCAAGACCAUUAUGAUUGCCACUAUCUCUCCUGCCAGUUCCAGCUAUAAUGAGACCAUGAGUACCUUAAGAUAUGCUUCUAAUGCCAAAAAUAUAAUUAAUAAGCCCAGAGUGAAUGAGGAUGCGAAUGUAAAAUUGAUCAGAGAACUGCGCGAAGAAAUCGAUAGAUUAAAAACGAUGCUGCUGAGCUUUGAACUGAGGAAUUCCAGUCCUUCCUGGAGUGACGACAGGGACGGAAAUCUGACCGAGUUGGUCCUCCAGAAUGAGAUGAAGAUCGAGCAACUGACCAAAGACUGGACGAAGAAGUGGACAGACAGAAAAGCCAUCAUGGAAGAAUACAGUGUGGACAUCAACAGAGAAAAAGCUGGAGUAACAAUAGAUUCAAGUUUACCUCAUCUAAUGGCGAUGGAUGAUGAUAUCCUCAGUACAGGAGUGGUGCUUUAUCAUCUCAGGGAAGGAACUACCAAAAUUGGAAGAAGUGAUUCAGAUCAAGAUCAGGAUAUUGUUUUGCAGGGCCGGUGGAUUGAGAGGGACCACUGCACGAUAGACAACAACCGGGGCGUCGUGACUUUGCGGCCGGCUCGGGGCGCGCGCUGCUCCGUGAACGGGCGCGCCGUCGCGGGCUCGUGCCGCCUGUCGCAAGGGGCCCUCGUUGUCCUCGGCAAGGUUCAUAAAUUUAGAUUCAACCACCCGGCAGAAGCUGCUGCCUUAAGACGAAGGAGAUCACUUACGGAGCCACCAGCCGUUCUGAGCCGUGGAACUUUGGACUGGCUUAACUUGGAUGGAAAUUUCACCCAUUCUCCUCGCUAUAUCCCUUCUCCUCUUGAAAACAGAAAGAUAGAUGCGGUGCAUGAAGAGUACAAGCAGAAACUGAGAGACCAGGAAGCUUUCCACAGAAAACAGAUUCAACAGCAACAGCUCUACGUUGAGGAGUUAAAGCAGCAGAUCCUCGCAGGGCAGAUCAAAGCAGAGCGGGAACUAGAAAACGACCAAGCACUGAUCAACCAGCAGAUCCAAGAAAACCAGCAGUGGCUUAUAAAUGAGAAUAACCGACUGGCUGCCCUGCAACAGCAACAGAGGGAGUUUGCUGUGCAAACAGAAUCUACGCUGUGUGCAGAGGCUGAGGUGCAGAGUACUGUGGGGCUGGAAAUCUGCCCUUCCCUGCUAGAGCAGAACCAGAAGAGACUGGUGCAGCUGGAGCUCUUGCGAAGAUACUCCUUAAAAAAGGCAGAAAGAAGCAUACGACGGAAAAAGGUCAAAUUCCAGCUGGAAAGGAUAGUCAAGAAGCAGAAGUUACUGGAAGCUAAGCAAAACCUGCAGCAGCUGGAGGCUAGCUGCUGGCUAAACGAAGACAGUGUGAAACAAUCCCAAGUCCCGAACCAAAAUAUUGCAGUAGCCUCUUGGGAUCAUCAGCUGGAAAAGCAAAGGCAGUCAUUGGGUUCAAGUUCCUUGCAACACAGGCAGCAUUCACUCUGUAACCUCCAUCUGCCCCAUGUACCUGGUUGUCUGUUGACGAGGGAGACUGUCUCAAAGUUAUCUACCUCACCAAAUACUGGUCAAUGCUGUGAAGGCAGUUCAUCAGGGAAGCUGUCAUCUGUAGAAUAUCUUUAUAGAAAAGAUGUUUCUGGGAGAGUUGACCUUAAUGAUGAAAAAGGUAUCUCCUUUCCAGUCCAGAGGCAGCUAAGUGAAAAACAAAAACCAUCCUCGUUUGGAAAUAAAAAAGGAGUAGAAAAAGUCUCUUGUGAUUCAGCUAUUAUGGCUCAUAUUAACAAAAUUGAUGAAAAAAUGGAAAAGUUGGAUGACAGCCCAGGGGAAACUGGAUCUCAAAACCAGCCCUCUAAAGGAUGCUCUCCUGAUCAUUUUAAAGAGAAAGAUGAACCUGAAACCUUUAUUACAGGAACAAGAAUGACAAAAGCAAAUAUGUUAGGAGAUUUAAGUCAGCCUGUAAGCAGGUAUCUAGAACAAAGUAGAGCUCAGGUAUCCAAUAAAAAGACUGCAAUGGAUAGCAAAGCAAAAGGCCACGAUUCUUUUUCAGAAAACUUUCCUAAAGAAAUGAAGAAAACAGAGGUGUAUGGAAAACCACCAUUAGCACAUCUAACCCAAACAAUAAUGAAUUUGAAGAGCGCACCAAACUCAGUCUUGCCAAGUUGUGAGAAACGGCAAGAAUUUCUGAUGGCAGCAACAUCAGUUGGAAAUCUCACCAAGAUAAACACACAGGCACCACUCUGUUACGUUGAAAAAAAAUGGCGCAGUGCUGAAAUGUUGAGUGCUGGAGUGUCCAAAAUGGUGGCAGAUGUGCUAGGGAACUGGCAAGAGGAUAAUGAAAAUGAGAUAUCCGAUACUGACAGUUCCUACUCUGUGGAUUCUCUAUCCUGUGCUUAUGCAAAAGCCUUCGCAGAGACACUGAAACAAGAAGAUUUUGACAGGAAUAAAUGUCUCACCAAUCCAGAAGAUUCUGAGAGUGAUGACAGUCAAAUGUCACAAGACUCUCUGGUGGAAAAGGAAAAUAAAGCCAAAAAGCAAAAUAAAAGCCGAUUUCACAAGUUAAAGGCCCACAAUGAGCCAGCUAAGCUUUACCAAAGCAGACCUGGUCAUCAUGUUUCAUCUUUGGUGACAUCCUAUACAUCACACAGGCGACUGGGAAAAGCUGAAAGAAGUUUUUCUCUGGACAGCUUGGCUGAUGGAGAAGAGAUGCCAGUAGAAGAGCUGAUAGAAGAAUCCAAAUCUGAUUCGUCUGAUGAAGUGCCAGCAGAGAUUUUUUGGAAGUUACAGUCUCCUAGGUCACCAACUAUACAAACUGAAGAGCAUGAACUCAAGACCUGUGACAGAGAUGCAAAAGGAACAAAUUAUGAUCUGAAGCUGAGCACUUCUUUUUAUUUGGAUACUGAGGCACAGCCUGCUUUCAGUAAUGCUUGCAAGCAGUUGCUGAAGGAGACAAACAUCUCUUUUGUAGAUCAAGAGAGGUCUCUUGAUAAAAGAUUGUAUUACACAAGUGGAAAUCCAUUGUUUACUACUGAUGCUUGGCCUCCCUGUGACUUGAAGGGUGAAAUCAGCAGCCCCAGAGUAACAGCACCUUCUUCCCAAGAAAAUUUGGAAUUUCAAGAUGCUUGUCUGUGCCCUUUGAGCAAACCAGAGGGUUGGUUGAAGAAAGAUGAUCUGAAGCAGUCAGCUGCUGAAGUGUCUUUUGUUUCUGGCUCAAAGCAGAUAAACAGAAUUACUCAUUUAUCACAUAGUAUAAAUGAAAUAAAUACAGUGUUCUCCUCUGUCACAUCAGAAGUACCUUUACCUGAAACUGAAACAACAGUAGAUGCGAGUGGAGUUUCUGAAAAUGGAUCAUUAAAUAGGACUCUUAAAGGAUGGGCAAGUUCUGAUGAAAAUACUUUCUUGGAAUCCCAAGAUGUAGUGUCCUCAUUUGUUAGUUCAGUAGGACCAAGCUCUUCUUUUCUUUCUAUUUCAGCAAAACGUGAUUAUUGUGAACAUUCAAGGUCAACUCAUCCUGAACAUGAACAAUUGAAUGAAUUGCCUACUUACAGGUCUACCACUGAAUGCACACAAACAUUCAGCUGUUUGGAAAGCACCUCCACUGCAGACUUCUUUUCUUGUGUGUCUGGAAGAGAAGAGGAUUCUCUCCCCACAGCUCAUCCAGAGUUGCCAAAAGAUCAUGAUCUGAAAAAAGCAUCUUUUAUUUCCAUGUUGCCUGUGCACAUUUUGGAGCAGAGAAAUGGCUGUAUAGAUGCAGAUUUAGAAGAUGAUUUCUUUAGAACUAUUGAAAAAGAUGACCUAGAUGAUGGCUGCAAUAACUUGAUGGUAGAAUCAACGAUAACAGACACCGGAAGUUCACCUGUCUGUGCCCCUGCCACUGGAUGUUCUACAGAACUUGCUCUUAAUAUGGCUUCAACACAGGCAUCUAUAGUAAAACAAGUAAAAUUCGGAAACCAUGAGCAGCUUGCGCUCUUUCCGAGACAGGAAAUACCAACAUGUUGUGAUGAGGGUUUCUUUCUCAAUGACACAAGAAACAAGACCUGCUAUCCAGUAAGCAGUUGUUUGCUUCCAACAUUUGAUGGACAAGGAGCAGAAUCAGCUGUUAUGGUAGGUCUCCUCAGGUCUGGGGAGAGUGAUCUGGAAACGGUGCAAGAUAUGGACUAUGAACAAAUGUCUGCAGAAGAAAUAACAACAGACACAGAUUUUUCUUCAGAGAAAAUAACAUACCAAUGCAACCCUUCAGUUUUUGCUCGCAGCACAAGUUAUGACCAAUCUGCAACACCAAUAUCUCAAAAAGAUAUACUCUAUGUGAAAACAAGCACAGACAGCUUGGCAGAGAUUGUCUCAGAGCAGCCUUCAUUCAGAGAUAAUGAAGAAUACAAAGCAAAGGAUGAAGACUUGUCUUCAUUAAAUCAUUACGAAUUUAAGAGCAAAAUUGGUUUAAAAAAUUAUUCCCAUGAAUGUUCAUUAGCAGACAGUCCUGCAAGUUGCUUAUCCCAACAUACUUCAGAAGGCUGCACAUUGUGUGCUGAUAACAUACGACAAGAAAGCAGUGAAAGUAAAGAACACAAUAUCUUGAGUUCUCAAUCUGUAGUUCAGGAAGAACUUUCAUCCAAAUAUAAAAACCUAGUGGUAAAUGAAGUCAGUUACCUCACAGUGAACACAAAUGAAAAAGGCACUGAGGCCUUCGCUACUGCUCUUUGUGAAAGUACAAAUAAUUUGCUGCCAGAACCCAAUUCAGACAUAUUUUACCAAGCUGCAAUGAAAGCUAAUCUUCAAAGUGCUUCUGAGACUGAAAAAUAUGAUAAAAUAUUGGAGCAUGUCACAAUAGUGAAAGGGAAUUAUGAUGAUAGAUCUAAUCUUACUAUGGAAGUUAGUGCCCCACAAAGUUGUUCUGGGGUAUGUUCUAACUGCCUUUGCACAACAUGCUGUUCAAAAUCAACAGGGCAGAAAAACAAUAUGCAUAAGACUGAUAUUUCUGUGGAAUUUGAUGCAACUAGUCUGGUGAAGACAGAAAUUCAGAACAAAUCUUUACUUGAAUCAGGAGAGGAGAAAGAAGUCCUUUUUGAAAGUGAUUGUGCAGACAGUAUUUUGCCUGUUAGAGAGUAUGAAAACUCAGAGUCGGGCGGAGUACUUGAAUACUCUUUAGGUACUGUUUUCCAAGAGGGGAGUCCUUAUGUGAGUGAAAAACCUAAGUUUUUUAAAAAUGCAGAAACCGCUUCAGAAGAAACUAUGGUUCCUUAUCAGACUACAAAGGAAGAAAUGACCAAAUUGAUGGAUGCUGUAAUCAAACUAGAAGAAAAUGCACUAGAAAGCAAAUCCAGACAGAUUGAAAGUUUGCACGACUACCCAGUAGCCGAAGUCCAAAAUGAAACUGUGGAUAGGAGUAGAGAGGAUUUUAAAGGCGGCCUAUUUCAGAAUCCAAAGAAGCCUAUUGAUAUUGUAGCUUGUGAAAGUCAGUGUGAGUUUUAUACAAACUUGUGCCUGACAGCUGCAUGUGAAGAGGCAGAGAAAGAGGAAUCAAAGGUAGUAAGCACUGGUAUAGAGUCAAAAGCAGUUGUGUGUUCUGAUAGUUGCCUUCAGACAAGUAACUUUUACCAAAAUAAAAUGAAUGACAAAAUAGAUAUUUAUUCACCAGAGCUUACUGUUGCUGCCCAAAAUGUUCCUUCAGCCAGGUGUUCCAGCAGCACAGAUUUUACUCGGAAUACUUCAGACUUCCUUGAUGCUUGUGAAGGGCUUUUACAGAGAGACACAACAACAGAGAAUGUGUUUAAUACAGAGGACAUAGCUGCAACAGUAAUAAUGACAGGUAGGCAAGGAAGUAUUUUAGAAAAACCUGAAAAUGAAAAACAAGUCGGUUCUAGCAAUUUAACUGAACACUGUGUACCAAACUGCUUGGCCCAUGAAAACUUUUAUCAGGAAAAGAAGGUUAAUGGAUGUGAAGUGACUGGAAGUGAAGAACAAACUAUCAUGACGAAUGCUGAGGGGCUGCUUGUUACAAGGCAAGAAGACAUAUGCACAGAUGAAAAUGUUGCUUUAUUUACUGAAGAGACUCCAGCUGUACAUCAGAUGUAUUGUGAUAGAGAUGAUGAAAUGGAAAUUUUAAAUCAAUCUAAGAUCCCUGAAAGAUACCUUACGGCUUCAGGACUAGAACAGAAUAGUCUGUCAGUAGAUGACUCAAGGUUAACACAGGAUUACCUUGAUCGCAUUGAAAUGACUGAAGAUAGUGGCUCAGUGGACUCUCUUAUGGAUAUAAAAAACACAGUGAUGAAAGACAUCAAUGCACGUGACUGCUCAGUUGGUGAUAGUGCUGGAAUAGACCAAUGCAGAAUUGAAAGAGACUCUAAAAGCCUCUGUGUUAAAGAGGACAACCAUAUGUAUAUGAGUUGUUCUAUGGAAUAUGCUGAGGAUGGCACUUCAGAAAACUUGAAUGUAAAUGUUGUUAGAAGUAGACCUGAUAUUUGUGAAUCAGAUCCAGUAGGCUCCAGAGCUGAGGAUAAGAAGAAAGUGCAUUUGAUAAAUGUAGAGCAAGUAGCUAAAGCAGAAAGAGAAAAGCAGAUGUUUGUAGAAGAGACAGAGGAGGUAGAACUCAUAGUUCUACAAAACCUGAAUGAACUGUUCCCGGAAAACAAAGACAGCUGCCAGCUGACACAAGACAGCAAAUUAAAUGAAAUCUUAAGAGAAAGCCAGUGGGUGUCUACAAGCUUUUCUAGAAAUAAUGAAAACACCAGCAAGCCACAAAAUCCAUUAGCAACACUAAAGUCUACUGAAAAAAUUCAAGAAGGUUCACUUAAAGACCCCCUGUGCCAGUCUGUCAGUCAUCUUUUACACCUUGGAGUAAGUGACAAUUCCUGUCUUGUUCAGGAUGUUCCCACUGCAUUGAAAGCACAUACGAAACCAUCUGAUAGCAGUGUUGGAACUGUUCUUCCUUAUUAUGAAACAUUAAUGGAGAAUGAGGUCUGUGUUGGUGAACCUGUUACAGUUGACAAAAAGGGAGCUGAUAAAUCACUUUCUGAGAAAACACAAAGGGAAAGUGCUGCUUUCCGGCCAACCAGGAUCACACUGGACAAACAGGAGAAAAGAUCCAUUAACACUGCACCUGAUUCUGCUGCAUCUGGGCAACCUGUCAAAGAAAUGGACAUCUCUUCUACUCCCUAUAGUAAGGGAUGUUAUGAAUCUGUAACUGUUGCACUUAAGCAAGGGUCAGAAGGAAAUUCAUUUUCUUUGGAAAAAGUAGAUUCUUCUGAAGAUACAAUUCAGGAUGUUAACAGCUCUCAUGAAGAGCACAGCAUGGAUUUAAUGGUUAACAACCUAUCAAAAGACUCUUUUAAUUCUGUAGAAGAUGCAGCUCAAAAGGGUGCCAUUGUGUCUCAUUCAGUGCUCCUGGAUAAAUCAAACUUGCUUUCUCCUUCAGAGAAAGAAAUGAAGGAAGGUAUGAGAAAAGAAAUAAAGCAUUCUUUAUUAGAUGUCUCUUCUCAAAGCACAUUUCACAAUAUUCUCAGUACAACUGAGAAAGAACUUCAGUCAUGGAGUUUAUCGCAAUGUGAUAAGGAGAAAUAUCUAAACACAAACUAUACUAUAACAAACAGUAAAACAGAGAAUGCAAGGUUUUGUGAUGUACUUGGAUAUCAGAGUGAGCCUAGAGAGAUUCAGGAACAUGGGACUUCUGAGGAGUGCUGUGUAGACCGUCCAGAGAGCACUGUUUCCGAGCAUACUUCAACCCUUUCAGAAAGCCUGAACAAGUCCCCAGGAGAAAAUGCACAUUGUAGUGAAGAGUUUCUAAAUUACAAUAGGAAUUCCUAUACUUCUGAAUACUCUGCUAGUCGCCUAAAUAGCCCAGUCUCAUUUGCAGAUUUUUUAAUCAGCAGCAACAGAGACAAAUGUAAAAAUGAUGCUGUUCUCUUUGAAAAAGCAAAAUACUUCGAAAGUGAAUCAACCAAUUUAAGUGUGUCUGUACCUCUUCCUGAUGUUUGCUCUCUAAAUCAAAAAGGAGAUGAAAGGAAAAAUAAUUCUGCAGUUACGGUGGCCAGAGAUGCUCAGAAUAAUAAACUCUCUGAAGAAGUUGUGAGAACAGAUCAAAAGGGGGAAGCAACUCAAGAUUCCUUCCAGAACUGCGAUGAUGAAAGAGAAAAUAAAAUGCAUGAGUAUCUAGAGGACUACACUUGUGCUUCUAAUGUGACUGUACCAGAAUCAGCCUUGCUUGCUUUUCAAAGCCUGGGACAGAUUUGCAGCAAAGAAUCAAAGUCUCUUCCAUCCUACUCUGCAGAAGAUAUUCCAACCGAUGCACAGUUUCAAAGCUCCAACAACUUUAAUGCUUUUGACACUGCUUGUUUACUGGGUGGCUCAAAAUCUCCAAUAUUUAGUCAGCUUAAGGACUCACUUCAAGGCAAUUAUUUGAGCGAGCAAAUAUCCUGUAGUUCUGCAGACCUGCACUCUGUAAAAGAAGGAGAUUUUCCCCAGGCAUUUCCAAAAGUUAAUUACCCAUCCUUAGCAGCAUUUUCAGAAUCAUCUUUAACUGCAGAUACAGACCUCAGUAAAACAGGCACAUACCAUGUUUCACAUACAAAUACUUUGAAGCAUUCUCCAUUUGCUGUUUUACAAAUGCAAGACACUCAGUCUGAUAAGACCGUGGUAUUUGAUCAGCCAAUGCCGGCUUCAGGAAGUAUUUUACUUUCUCUUGCAAAAGAAAACAGGCAUUAUCCAGUAUCUGAUACAGAAUCAUGUGAAGAUUCUGCAGUAGAUGGGGAACCUGUACGUAGAAGUAAUUGUGAACAAUUUGACAAUGAAAGAGCAGUUGACCAGCAUCUCUGGGGUAAAGUUCCACUACAGAAAGUUUGCACAGAAAACCCAGAGAAAGUACUUGAUGAUGGUGAUGAUGAUUCUCUUUUAAUACCAUCGUUACCUUUUUGGGAUACUAGAAGGGCAGUUCUUAUUAAAGAAGGACAAAUGAGAGAAGUAUUUACCAGAAAUGAGGAAGAAUUGCAUUCAAAUACUGAGGUUGAACCUUCUGCAGUAAAGGGAAAGCAGAGAAAAGUAUUAAGUAGAGAACCUGUAGAAACGCAAACUAUGGUAUCUUCAAAUUCUCUGAAUGAGUUAAUAGGUCCACAGAUUGCAGUGGUGCAAAAUCUGUAUCCAGGAAAUGUUAACGUGGAUCCUGAACCCAUGUCCAAUUCAUGUGGUCCAACAUGUGCCACAUACAGCAGUAGCACUGAUUCUAGAGGACUGUAUCACACUGUCUCAGGUUUUGAAAAAAGGCCUGUAGAUCUGCAAGGCAAUUGUCAGUUUGUGCCUACAGGUGAUAAUCCAAGUAGAACAAGUACAGAUGGUAGAAAAGAGAUUUUACUUUGUAAAAAUAAUACAGCUUCAAGCGUUGAUAGCUCUGCUGAUGAUGCAGACAAUUGUCCAAGAACAGGAGAACCUCUACAGUCAGAAAGACUGAAGUUUUCUGUAAUGAAUAAUCAAAGUACCUCCUUAAAGUUUUUACCAGAACACUAUGAUUUGCCUCCACAAGAAUUCCAAUUGGUACAAUUCAGGAGCAAAAAAUCGUAUUUUUCUACACAGAAUACAAAGAGCUCUAAACAAAGUGAACAGCGACCUUAUUUACAAAGUCAUAGACUAUCAGCCCCAGCUAUUACUGUGAUCUCUGAUAUGGAAUACACUUUGGAAGCUUCAUCUAAGGCAGAUCUUUCAUCAUGUCCUGCGUCUAAAUCACUACAAGAUUUAAAUAUGAGUGUAGAGCCUCCAUCACCAACUGAGGAUGAUCUUCAUGGAAUUGAAAGAUUUUCAAAGCAAGAAUCAAAGAAUUUUCUACAAGUUAAAUCUAAAUCCAGAUUUCAGCAGAGAAUGAAACAAACUAAGAAGUCUGCAAGCUAUAAUCCAAAAAGUUUACAGAAUUGUGUGGAGAGAACUCAAAGCAACCAGUUUUUAAAAGACUGCACUGUUCAUCCUCCAUUGUCUUUACUGCCCAUAGCUCACCAUUCUGUGAGUACAGAACCAACUAUCCAUUCAAAGAGAAGUUCUGUAGCUCAGUGUAGUGAAGGGAGAGUUGAAGAAGCUGGAUACCAAUCAGAAGAAACAGAUUUGUUUUUACAAGACAAUAAAGAUGCAAUGCAUUUUAGUUCAAGUGAUAUCAAUCCAUAUAUUCAUCCAUGGCAACAAGAUGGAUCAUGCAAGAUUGGCUGGAAGCAGUAUGUUUUUGGAAGCGCAAGUGAUGUCUCUUGCAGUCAAAUUCCUUUAAACCUAGAUAAUCGUAAAGUUAUAAGAUGUUCUAGUGUGGACAAUGGAUUGAACUCUCAAAAUUCUCCUUUUCGUUCUCAUCUCAGUUCAUAUGCUACAGCAAAAGUUUUAUCAAGUGCUUUAAGCAGCACUGAAGAUCUUCAAGGAUGGGACAAUAUCAGGCAAGGCUUUGAAUCUGCAUACCCAAGUGACAGUACCAAGCAGUAUAGCAGUGUAUCCAGUGAAACACUGGAAACUAAUCCCGAAAAUAAUGUUGCUGAUUUUGAUAAUGCUCCUGCACAGCCUGGUAACUCUUCAGUGCAGGUUGAUGAAAUCGUACUGUUAUAUCCUUCUGAGUCAGAAAGGUCUUCCAAAAAAGCACCAGGAAUUACAUGUGAGCAGGGAACACAAACAGCAACUACAGGAAGGUACAGAAGACAGAGAAGGCACCAAAGAAGCUAUACAGAUGUUUCUGCAAGAAAGCAAGAAACAAGCAAAGAUCUAUUUCAGCAGCCUUCUUCUUGGGCAAGCAUGCAGAACCUGUCCAUGCAUCUUUCACAGCUUCUUCAGAACACUUCUGAGCUUUUGGGCAACCUCUCCCAACAAAAUAUUAUAGACAGUGAACACAAUGCCAAAAUCAAGCAAAAGGGAAUGGAAGAGGCUGUAAAGGCUACUAGAUCAGAUAGCUGCACUCAAACUACAGCAGAUAUAGGCAUUCAAACUGAGAUUUUAGAACCUCAAAGCAAACACGAAGAAAAACUAGUGCAGGCAAAAAUGGAAAAUGAAUUGAGGGCAAUUCAGGCAGGAAACAUUGAUUUGAAAGGGACUGGGGCAGAUGCAGUAGGUAAGAUUCCCAAAAGGAAAGAGGAAUUGCUCUCUCUCAAAGACAGAACACUAGAAAGAACUGAGAUGAGAACCCUGAGUAAUCCUGAUUUCCAUGACAGUCUUGACAGUGUUUUGGAAGAUUCCUUUAUGCGUCUGCCUCUUUUACCCAGAACCUCCACUCCCAUCUUAGGUUUUCAAAAAACAUUAAAUGCACAGCAGAAUGUGGCUUUUGCUAGUACCAGAGUUUCUUCUAUUGCAUCAUCUUUGCUGAGAUCAGGGCAAGAUGAGUCUUCAUGCACUAUAGUUAGCAGCCCUACUAAUAGCAGCACCUUGCAAUCUCCAGCAUCUUAUGCUGAGGAUAAAAUAACUGUCGAUGAACUGGAGAUUCCACUAGAAAGAAAACUUUGUCACAAAAACACCGUGUUAGUUGAUAGGGCCUCUUCCCCUAUUCUUACUCUUAGUGCAAGUCCCAACAGCCAGAUAGCUUUUAACAAGUCAGUCUGCUCUUCUAAGGGGCCUUUGGAAUAUUCCAGUGAUACUUCAAGUCCCCUUCACAGUCAGAGAAAGCAGAGGUCAGGACCGUGGUCUGGCGUGGAACCGCACGUGGACAACUUUUCACAGACAGAAGCAAACAGUGAAUCAAGCACUUCUAGAGACAACACGGACACAAGAAAGACGUCUGGCAGUUUCUCAGAUAAGAGUGCAGCUGAAGAGCUUUUAGGAAGAGGUGGUACAAAAGACUUGAAACAAAAGCACAGACUGUUGGUUGACACACACACUACAAUUUGUGCAAAACGACUUUAUCACUCUAGUAGUACAUUAGAGGUGUCUGGCCACAGGGAGUUUUUAACAAAUGAUCUUGGAGACCACAGUCCACUGGAACGUUCACUUCGGUGUAUGUAUGUCACAAGGAGAGAAAGAGGCUCUUUAGGAGGAAUCAGGCAUGAGAAAACUGUGGGUAGUUCUGAUACUGCUCUGAUUCCUAACUACUCACCUCCAAAUUCUGACUUACUUUUUCAACAAGAAAUUAAUGCCAGUUGUUUAAAUAAGACAAAUGCUGACAAAUCCUCAGAACCUCAGGUAGAAGCAUCUUCUCUACAAUUUCAUGAUUUCUUUUGGAAAAAUGAGAAUAGCUGCCCUCUCCCUCUUUCUGAUGUGAGCGAUGUGCAGACUUCCUUGCAAGAUGAUAAUACAGAUUCCGUGUCUGAAAGUGAAUGCAAUACUGAAAUCCUACUGAACAAAAAUACUACUUUUGCAAAGCCUCACAGACCUCGGAGCUACAGUCUUCGUGACUUACCUGUACACAACAAAUUUAGCAACUGGUGCGGUGUUAAGGGCAGUCCUCCGUCUUCGUUACUUAGCUUGAGUGGCAGUACGACUGAUUUACGAAGUCAAGCAGAAAAGAAAUCUAGAAGCAAACAAGCAACUGAAAUGGAAGGAAAAUCUCAGCUGUGUGAAAGCAGAAAUAGAGAGAUUGAAAGGCUUCAGAGAGAGCGUGCUCAGAUUAUGUCUGGCAUACACCUGGAUCUGCACCAGCACCCCCUUACCGUGGAACUCACCGAGGCAAAGCUCAAUUACGGCCUUGGGGAGACGGACGCGCUGUUGAGAAUCCUUCAGAGCGGGACCACCGAUGACCUGAUGUCAAUUCCCAUAAAGCAGCAACUUUAUGAACGACACAUGAGGACUAUUGAAACUCUGAGGAAGGAAAGAGAAAAAAGGUUGCAGAGGUACAGAAGAAGCCGAAGUUUGAGUCCUCAAAAGCAUUUGAGUCUGUUGCAGACACCGGAUGCAAAUCAGAGGGAUUUAGAUCUCCCCAGCAGACGACGAGAAUAUCUGCAACAACUGAGAAGAAACGUGGUGGAGAAUACAAGAGUUCAAGAACCGAAAAGAAGAGGUGUUCAGCACCCUUCAGAGAUUGAGCUAUUGCUCCGAGACUAUCAGAGGGCACGAGAGGAAGCCAAGACUGAAAUUGCACGAGCUAGGGACAAACUUCGGGAGAGAGCCGAACAAGAGAAAAGGCGUAUACGGGAGCAAAUAUUUUCUCAGUUACAGAAGGAAGAAGCCAGGCUGAAGACUCUUUUAAGUUCAAGCACUUUAUGUACAGACUCCAGCCUCAGCCUUUCCUCUGGCCCAACAUCCGGUUACAAUAGUAGUAACACAGCUACGUAUACUGCAAGUAAACUCAGCAGCCGGGAGGGGCAGACUUCUUCUGGAAAUGCAGAGCUUUCAAGAGGAGAUGCAAGAGGUUACUCAGCUGUUACAAAUAGUCAGCUUCAUGUGUUAGAACAACUACAGAAGGAUUCAGCAUUUGAAGCCAGCAGAAUACAGCCACCCCUUACCUCCGGUAGCAUCAGCUGUAGGUUCACUCACGGAUUAACUAUUUCAGUCAGCUCCUCUUCAACAAAAGGAUACCAAGAUUUAUCUAAACAUAUCUUGGCUAAUGCUACCACUGAGGUAAUGGCAGCGUGUGCUCAUAACCUGAGGAAUCUCUACACUUGCCAGUCAGCAGCUGGUUGGAAAUACCAAUGUACAGAAAAAGAGGUGCUGAUUUACUACAAAGUCUUCCCUUCAGCAACAAAGCAUGGGUUUCUGGGAGCAGGCGUGAUAGAAAGAUCUCUUCCGAGUGUGUGGGGACUAGUGAGAGAUCCUAGCAAAAGGCAUCUGUAUGACAGAACUAUCAACACAGCUCGAAUACACAAGAAGGUAACCAGCCAUAUUCAGCUGGUAUAUUUAGUGACUGAUACCUCCCUGUGUUACCUAAAGCAACCCCGGGAUUUCUGCUGCAUUACUGUAGAAGCCAAAGAGGAGAACUUGUCUGUCUUGGCAAUUCAGUCCAUCUAUGAUGCAUCAAUGCCUCACCCUUGUAAAGAAGUAGUGAGAGGGGAGAUUUUGCCAAGUGCCUGGAUACUGGAACCUGAUGUAGUGAAUGGAAAAGACAUCACCAGAGUCAUUUACAUGACACAGGUGGAUCUUGGUGCCCCAGCUAUUCCUGCAAGGCUCCUCAGUUCCAUUGCUAAGCGACAGCCUUUGGUGAUUGCUCGACUAGCACACUUCCUUUCAAGUUAGUAUUUGCCACCAAACUGGAUACUUACAGCAGAUGGAAGUUUGGAGAGAGACACAAGCAUCUGUAAGGGUAAUGUAAAAUGCUGGCUCAUAAGACAGUCACAGUUGAGCCUCACUUGAGAAGCCUGAUUGCUAACCUGGAAGUAUACAAAACUAUAACCAGAAGAAAGGAUCAUGUAUUUCAACCAGUGUGGCUUCAAAUAAACCCAGCAAGUUUUAUAGGUACCUGUCCUUCCUGAGACAGCUAUGGAAAAGCUCUUAAAGAACUAUAGGAAGGUAUGUGUCUCUGGAAAGAGGAGAGAGAAACUUCACUUUACAGUAGCCAGCAUCUUACAUGCAGAAGUGUAUUAUAACUUUUCUGUUUCCAAGGUGUUUUAAAGAUCAGCCUUCUCUCUCUGAUAUUUUAGGCAGUGGUAAGAAAAAGGCAAUAGAAGUGAUGCAAUACAUUAAAAACUACUGGAAACAGUGAGUAUACAUGCAGCUUGAGAUCUUUUCCAAGUUCUUCAUUAAAGAUGCAAAGCCACUUUCUAAUGUUGAGACAACUGUCAAACACAGAAUUCAUAACAGUGUAGAUAGCUUGCCAAGUAAAUGACUUUUCCUUGAAGGGAAGUUAGAACAGCAUGAGAUCCACUAGUCAUUCUACACCCUGGAUAGAUUUUUCUCAGAUAGUUGGCUGACUAUUUGCAGGCAUUAUAGUCAGAUUAUCACUACACUAUGCAGCAACAGCAGAAAACACCAUACCUCAGGACACAGUUUUACUGCACUGCAGAAUUAGGUGCUUUGAAAUAAAGAAACCAAACUGACAGCUGUAAACAAUGACACUUUGUCGUUAAUAGGGAAUAGUACUGACUCAGCAGCUUGUUUCUAGAACUUAAAUCCUGCAAAUAAAGCAGCUCAAGCACUUUCCCAUAAUGGCUUUUUCAUCAGUCCUUUUACAAUUCUACCCCAAAGCAUUCAGAGUUGAAAAUUUAGCCUGCUAUAGUCUUACCACACUUUGUUCAUAACACGAACAGCUGUCUCACUGCAGUGAAUGCCGAGUCUUCCCAUUCAAUUACCUCGUGGUAUUCCUGUUGAACUUCGUUCAACAAUCCUGCUGUUAGGCUUUAAAUGUUUGUUCAAUAAAUUCCCUGGCUUGAUCACACAACUCUAAAAUUAAACAUUACCAACCCAAAUAUCUUAAGUAAUUUGGCUCUUUGCACAACUAUAAAGAAUCACUUCAGAUACACUUUCUAAGCAAUAAAAGCUGCCACAAUAUUCUUUCUUCAGCUCAGAAAAGCCCACGUUGUUCAAGAAGCUGUUGCACUUUAAACUUGUCAAAGUGAAAAAUACAUAUUCAAGCAUCCACUUUAGAGUCAAACUCUGCUGCUUUAGCACAAUUACUUUCCAUAAGAGAUGCAUUUUCCCAGCAUACAGUGAAGUAAGUAAGUUCACUGCACUCCUACCUUUGAGUCAACGGCCAAGUUCUACCUUUAGUGCAUCUUUGCACAUGUAUAACUUUGGCUUUCAGCUUCUGUAUUCCUUCCUGUCAUUAAUGUAUAGUCUUAUAAGAAAAGGUAAUAGCUACUUUAAUUUGAUAUUUAAGAAAAUAGCAGUUUUGAGGCAUACCAGCCCAAAGGUUCCCAUCCCCACCAACUAUACCAGAUGGGAUAAUAAAACAUUUUACUUACUUACUUACAAAUUUUCUUCUUUUUAUGCUAGGAUGGUCAUGGUUAUGGAUGUUACCACUACUGUAUUACUGUUAUCUUCUGGUAGGGUCAAGCCUUUUCUUGAAAGCGUGCAAACAGUAUGGUUCACUUCAUCAGGUGUCAUAUAUCUCCCCCAACAGCCCCCUCAAAGAGAGAGGCAGUGUGUUACAUAAAGUUUCCAACAAUAGAGCAGAAAAGAUAAUACUGCCUUUUCUCAGAUUCACAUUUGGUGGGAAGGGAAAAAUAAAAGUGAACAAGGAAGUACUUACUUAAAAAACCCUAGAGGAAAAAAAAAAAAAGGCAGAAAUUGCAGCAUUGUCCCUAAUGCUGCUUUCCUGCAGCUGGACACAGAUUUCAGGAGAAGGCAAGGGAUGUCUUCAUACAAUCCACAAGAUUUGCUCAGUGCUUUAUUUUUUCCUUUUAUUCUGGACAUGGCACUAGUGAUAAAGCAGUUCGUGUAGGAACAACAUCUAGGGGGACUCCUGUUGGUCAACAAUGCCAGUGCCUAUGAAGGCUAAUGUCUUAUUGUACAGUACAUCAGAUGUUUAUUUUUAUAGACACAUAAAAUUGUUUUUUCUAUGUUUACAAAUUAAGUUAUUUAUAUAUGCUUGUUUUGAAGUGUUUUUAUAUGCUAUCAAAGCUAAUUUUUAUUUUUAUCAGUAUUGAAUUAAUGUAAGCUUUUUUUUUAAAUACAAUUUUCAAUUGAUACUAAAAAAGCUAUUUAAAUAAAUGUUUUCUUUUGCAAAUAUAACAUUUUAUGGUACCUGUUAAUGUAUGGCAUUCAUUUGUUUGGGAGAAAUAAAAAAAAGCUAGCAGAUACCUAAUUUGUUAGUCUAGAAUGGGCAAAACACACUCUGUAAAUUACUGCUGAGCAGUAGGUGAUCAAACCAAUUGUACUGUACCAUCUAUUGUUGCAUCUCUGCUUUUAAUCAAGAUUGCUAUUUUCAUAUCCACAAUAAAUGGUAUUUUCUACACAAGAAUCAAAUGCCACAGGGUACUGUGCCCCAGCUAAACUACUUAUCAAUGAAACUAUGCUUACACAGGGGGAGGCGGUUUUCUAUUCAGUGAUGUGGACACUUAUGCUGAAUUA